CAUUCAUUCCCACCAGGGCCUAAAAAUGGCAGACACAAGCUCAGUUGGAAUAAUUUUGGACUUUCUAAGGAGGAAUCGGUUCACGAAAGCUGAGGCAGCUCUUCUCAGUGAACUCAAUAAUCGUCAUGACUUAAAUGGCUUCCUUGAGAAGCUUAACCUGGAAGAAAAGGCCUUGCAUAAGUCAGAAAAGGAUAAGGGCAAAUCUGUGGGAGACAAUCAAGGACUGGAUUCUCAUGACAAUGUUGAAGUUUCUGAGGAACUGAUUGUGAAGGAAAUAGAGUGUGGGAGUGGUGGAAAUGCAACAGAAAGCAAAAAUAAAAGUAUUUCUUUUAUUGGGGAAUGGAAAAAAACUAAUGAAGUGGUUGGGGCAAGUGACAAAUACUUUGCUUUACCCAAGAAUUCAGAGGAUAAGAUGCUUGAUCUAUACCCAAGGAAGUUAAAUUCUGGCAAUGGUCGUGUGGAGCCUCACCAAAAUGGCGGUGGUAGUGCCAGUAAUACUUCAAAGGCCAUGGUUUUUCAUCAAACAAGUGAAGUUCAUGAUAUGGCCAACAAUAAUGCAAAAUCUGCAGAGGGAAAUGCUGUGACUACUGAGAUACAGUUCUCAUGGCCUGGAAGUAACAACAGAUCCUCUGCGGAACAUAGAUAUCAUGGUGAGCAACCCAAAGAACCUAGUGAACAUGAUUGCCCACUGAAAUCGAAGAACUCAUCUUUUAAAGAGAACUUUGCAGAUAAUUUCUGGUCAAGAAAGGAUGAGAAUGAAAUUUCAUCUUCAGACCUGCAGAAUGAUUGUUCUGUCAAGGCUGCUUUUCCCCUCCCCAAGGGAGAUAUGUCUACAAGAUAUGAUGGUGCGGCUUUCUCUAAAAGAAUAGAGGGAAGAAGGACAGAAAUAAUUGGUGCCACGGAGGCAAUGAAAAUGCAGGUAGAUGAAGUAGCAAGAGCUAUUUAUGCAGUUGAUUUACAGGGAAAUUCAGAACAGAAGACCAUUGGCAGCUUAAAUUUUCCUGUUGCACCUGAGAAUCAAGAGGAGGAGUUACCAAGGCUUCCUCCUGUUAAUCUCAAGUCAGAGGACAGGCUCUUGGCUGUUAAUUGGGAGGAGAAAUUUGAGCAGGAUGAACCUGCUUCAAAAGUUGCCUUUGUUGACAACGAUUCUCUCAUAGGAUCAUAUUUGGAUGUUCCUGUUGGACAAGAAAUUAACCUUGCAGGAAUGAGGAGAGCUGCAGGGGACUGUUGGCUAUCUAUAAAUCAAGGGAUUACAGAGGAUACAUCGGAUCUUGUGUCUGGUUUUGCCACGAUUGGUGAUGGAUUGGGUGAAUCUGUUGACUAUUCUAAUGAAUAUUGGGACUCUGAUGAAUAUGAAGAUGAUGACGAUGUUGGCUACAUGAGACAACCUAUUGAGGAUGAGGCCUGGUUUUUGGCACACGAAAUUGAUUAUCCGAGUGACAAUGAAAAGGCAACUGGGCAUGAAAGUGUUCCAGAUACUCAGGACAGAGGUCCGGUCAAAGAUGAAGAUUAUAAUCAAUUUUUUGGUGAAGAUUCUUACUUCUCUGGAGAGCAGUAUGUUCAACAAAAGAAUGUUGAACCAGUCAUAAUGUCAGAUGAUUCAAUUGGUUUGACGAUAACUGAAAUGUAUGGAAGCACUAAAGAGAAUGGAUUAAUGGUUCGGUAUGAUGGACAAUCGAUGGAUGAAGAGCUGAAUAUAAUGCCUGCAAAACCUGUCUGGCAGGGCUUUGUCCCUCAGACAAAUGAAUUGGUCCUGCUAGGAGAUGGGCAGGCUCUGAAUAACAGGGAAAGAUCACAACUCGUGGAUAUAUGCAUUGAUGAUUAUCAGCAUGGUUCAGUUAGGUCAAUUGGGGUGGGGAUCAACAGUGAUGCUGCGGACAUUGGCAAUGAAGUUCGUGAAAGUUUGGGUGGUGGUAGCAGGGAAGGGAAUUUGGAAUAUCCCUGUGAUUGUGAUGUAGGACAUGGUUGUUCCAGACACUCCCAGCAUGAUUUGGAUAAAAAGUCUAUUAAUAAAUUGAACAAAAAUAAGCAGAAAAAUGGCAAGAGUGAGGUAAGUAAGUAUGUCACCGGGGAUGAUAAAGGUGCAUUCUUGCAGAUUAAUGGUCAUUCUGAUGGAAGCUUCUCAUAUCCUCAAUCACCAAAAGGUGGCCAGAUAAUCCAGGCUGGUUCCAGUAAGCCCCUAUGGUCAGAUAACAGCAAUGCUGAUGAACAUGAUGACUAUCUUAAUGCAUAUGUGAGAUCUAAUGACAUGCUUACUUCUUGGGACCAGAAAAGCGGUGAUUCUUCACCCAUUAAAAGUUUAAGGAAUGAGAAUAAUGCUAAUGAAGUAAGAUCAACUAACUCUUCUCCAACAGCAGUCUCAAAUUAUGGAUAUACUGAAAAAGCGCAGGUUAUGUUAGAAGAAGAUGAACAAGUUGACAUUGCAGGGGAAGAAGAUUUAGGGACAUUGCUGGAGGAUGAAGAUGCUGCUGCUGUUCAAGAGCAAUUAAAGCAAAUAAAGGCUCAGGAAGAGGAGUUUGAAACCUUCAAUUUAAAGAUUAUGCAUAGGAAAAACAGAACUGGCUUUGAGGAGGACAAGAAUUUCCAUGUUGUUUUAAAUUCUGUAAUAGCUGGCCGCUAUCAUGUUACUGAGUAUCUGGGAUCUGCUGCGUUCAGCAAAGCCAUACAAGCUCAUGACUUGCAUACAGGCAUGGAUGUUUGUGUUAAAAUAAUAAAGAACAACAAGGACUUCUUUGACCAAAGCCUUGACGAGAUUAAGCUUCUCAAGUAUGUCAAUAAAUAUGAUCCUGCAGACAAGUAUCACAUUCUUCGGUUGUAUGAUUAUUUCUAUUAUCGAGAACAUCUGUUAAUAGUGUGUGAACUACUUAAAGCCAACUUAUAUGAGUUUCAUAAAUAUAAUAGAGAAUCAGGGGGCGAAGUAUACUUCACAAUGCCGAGAUUGCAGUCAAUUACAAUUCAGUGUUUGGAAGCGCUUCAGUUUUUGCACAGCCUUGGACUAAUACAUUGUGACCUGAAGCCAGAGAAUAUUUUGGUGAAAAGCUAUAGUAGAUGUGAGGUGAAGGUCAUUGAUCUUGGGAGUAGUUGUUAUGAGACUGAUCACCUUUGCUCAUACGUCCAGUCCAGGUCCUAUCGUGCUCCUGAGGUUAUAUUGGGACUUCCAUAUGACAAGAAGAUUGAUAUAUGGUCACUUGGCUGCAUUUUGGCAGAACUUUGCACUGGCAAUGUCCUCUUUCAAAAUGAUUCACCUGCAACAUUACUUGCUCGGGUGAUUGGCAUCAUUGGUCUAAUUGAUCAAAGUAUGCUCACCAAAGGAAGGGAUACAUAUAAGUACUUCACCAAAAAUCAUAUGCUUUACGAAAGGAAUCAGGAAACCAACAGGUUAGAAUACUUGAUUCCCAAGAAGACAUCUUUGAGGCACAGAUUGCCAAUGGGAGACCAAGGCUUCGUUGACUUUGUUGCUUAUUUGCUUGAGGUUGAGCCAAAGAAGCGGCCUUCUGCUACAGAGGCCCUUAAGCAUCCAUGGUUAUCAUACCCAUACGAACCCGUAUCAUCUUGAUGCAUUUGAA
Neltuma alba is the source of this 3566-nucleotide messenger RNA. RefSeq lists its product as uncharacterized. The transcript is spliced from 8 exons. Lineage: Eukaryota; Viridiplantae; Streptophyta; Magnoliopsida; Fabales; Fabaceae. Gene Ontology annotation, molecular function: ATP binding; protein serine/threonine kinase activity. Gene Ontology annotation, biological process: peptidyl-threonine phosphorylation; peptidyl-serine phosphorylation. The coding region runs from base 26 to 3556 and encodes 1176 amino acids. The record is from RefSeq and is a predicted model, not a curated record.